UCCACACACAACCUCAUCUCUCUCUCGCGACUUCUUCCCUCUCACAAACAUCAUCUCUCACAAACCCCUCUCAUCAUCCCACAAUCCCACCAAAUCCUCAAUUCUCAACCAAAUUCGGUGGUUCAACUCCCUAUCUCCACGAAAUCGUCCAUAGUUUCGAUUUCUCUAUUCAAUUUGCAUACAAACAAGCUAAGGUACUAUGACUAAGUCAGAUAGCAGAUCAAAGACCAAAGGCAAAGCACCAACCAAAAAGCUUGAGGGUCGUGAUUCAGAAAUUACUAAACCAUGGCCUCCAAAAGCAAUGGCAUCCAAAGAGAUUAGAGAAUCAGAGAGUGAGGAAGAGAUUCCUUUGAAGAGGAUGAGGAGGUCAAGAAGCAAGAAGAAGACAAAUGAGACGGUAAUAGAGCGAGAUAGAUCAGUGAUUCCACCAACCUCUCAGCUGCUCAAUCACCUCCCCAACUCUGUUUGGGUGCCAACAAGAUUCCCUGAUGCUGACUUUCUGCGAGAGACAGAGCUGUAUGAUGAUGUCUAUGCAAUAUUGAACAAUAUGGGGUUACAAUCGCUCUUGACAAUGGAAGCUCAACCUGUCUAUCAAGAAGCAUCUUGUCACUUCUUUGCCUCUCUAGAAGCAGAAUUUCAUUGCGGAAACUACGUUGAGACGGAUGGAUGGGGAUUCAUCAGAUUCAGAAUAAAGGGCAAGGCUUAUAGGAUGACCUUUCGUGAGAUAGCUGAUGCAAUGAAGUUCGAGGACAACAUUCACAGUCACCUACCUAAGUCCAGUUGGAAAAUCCCUGAGCAUGUAUGGCCUCUUAUCGCCGGGAAAGAGGUCCACCAUCCGGCUUAUAACAAGAACACAGCCAUCAGGAAUCCUGUGAUCAGAUAUGUGCAUCGCAUUCUGGCUAAUACUCUCUACGCCCGCAGGGAAUCAGGCAAUGUUUUAGAGGAAGAGUUAACACUCAUUGGACGUGGAAUCAUUCCCCUCAAAGAAGUUGGGCUUAGGGAAAUCACUAAACGUGCAGAGAAUCCUUUUCACCAUUUUGGGAUGGUUGGACUCUUUGUAAGAAGACUUUUGUACUUUCAAGGGUGGGCUUGGACCAAUGUUGAUAAGACUCCCCAGUUCUUCUUUGGUGGAUUUAUCACACCUCUACUGAUUGCCAAAGGAGUAACUCUUGGAAAUGAUGCUCUAGGACCACACUUCAUGGAUGGACCUUACAUGAAAAGGACUCUGUACCUUUCAGGGAUGUAUGAAGGAAAGCAUGUCUACUCCUACACCCACACCACUGGCCCUGCGGAACUACUCCUACCGAGCCCGCAAAUUGCUAUGACUAGAACCAAGAACAGUCUCCUUUUCCGGGUUCCACUAGACCUACUCCUCGGUCCGCAUGGCCCACUUGAUCCGGUGAUUGACAGAAGGAAGAGGGCAACAAAGAGAUCUUUUGCCGCUGCAUCUGAAUUUGUCUCAACAUCAGCUUCUACAUCUGCCCCACCUGAAGCUAGUGAGGAAACAGUAUUUGGACCUGCUCGUUACUACUUCCAGCCGCAUACAAGUGCUCUGCAGAAAGGUCCCUUGCGAGACGCCCAUGAGUAUAUUGGGAAACUUCAGCGCUGGAACAAAUCCCAAGAUAGGACGAUAUACAAGCUCAAGACCAAGUAUAAAGAGCUUAAAAAGACAGUGAAGAAGCAGGCUGAAGCCUCAGCAGAAUUUAUGAAGAAAGUUGCUGAUAUCUUGGUCAAAGGAGGAGUAGCAGGUUGUAACUCAAAGGACUUCGUAAUAGCCGAAACCUCUGUCCCUCAACCUCGUCGACGCUCCUAUCAUGAAACCGACAACCCCACCUUAGCCUUGGGACCGUGUAUCUUGGAGCAUCAGCGCCGUCGCUUACGAAACCCUUCCCCUCCACAAUCUCUAUCAGGAAAUGAAUCCCCAUCUCUUGACACCUCGGACGACGAAGAUUAUGAAGAGAUGGGUACUACGAGAAUUGAAGAAGAAGGAGAUGAAGACGUUGACGAAGGCGAUGACCACUUUUGGGAAGGCGAUCAGGAUGGAGGUGAUGAUGAUGCUGCUGCCUCAGAUUAAUA
Messenger RNA from Brassica oleracea var. oleracea, 2076 nucleotides. RefSeq lists its product as uncharacterized. Bases 200 to 2074 code for a protein of 624 amino acids. Lineage: Eukaryota; Viridiplantae; Streptophyta; Magnoliopsida; Brassicales; Brassicaceae. The record is from RefSeq and is a predicted model, not a curated record. The transcript has 2 exons.